Messenger RNA from Linum trigynum, 2018 nucleotides. NCBI's taxonomy places the organism in Eukaryota, Viridiplantae, Streptophyta, Magnoliopsida, Malpighiales, Linaceae. The record is from the annotation of a GenBank genome assembly.
CUUCGUAAGCUUCCAUACCUGGCCUCUACAAAUUUGUCCCAGAUAUUGAUGAGCUGAACUUAAUGUUUUGUUUGGCUCUCCAGGCAAUCAAGAGCAACAAGCUAUUCAUACUAGAUCACCACGACACAGUGAUACCAUACCUAAGAAGGAUUAACGACAACACCACCUCCAAAACAUAUGCAACAAGAACAAUCCUAUACCUGCAAAACGAUGACACAUUGAAGCCAAUGGCGAUCGAGUUGAGCUUGCCACAUCCCGACGGAGACCAGUUCGGAGCCAUUAACAAAGUUUACACUCCACCACCUGCAGAUCAAAAGGAGGGAAGCCUUGAAGAAAUCAUUUGGCAGUUGGCCAAAGUAUAUGUCUCAGUAAACGAUUCUGUCUCCCACGAGCUCAUUACCCACUUCUUGCACACUCAUGCCGUGAUAGAGCCAUUUGUAAUUGCAACAAACAGGCAGCUGAGCCUAAUCCACCCGAUCUACAAGCUUCUGCACCCUCAUUUCCGAGAUACUAUGAGCAUAAACGCGAUUGCGAGACAGAUCCUCAUCAAUGGCGGAGGAGUGGUGGAGUUGGCGUUCUACCCUGCCAAGUACUCCAUGGAAUUCUCUUCUUCACUAUAUAAAGACUGGAACUUCACUGAGCAAGCCCUCCCUCAGGAUCUCAAGAAAAGGGGAAUGGCGGUUCCUCACCCAGAGUCCAAGCACAGCCUCCGACUUCUGAUCAAAGACUACCCAUACGCCAUCGACGGGCUUGACAUCUGGUCGGUGAUAAGAAACUGGGUAUCCGAUUAUACAUCACUGUACUACAAAACCGAUGAGGCGAUUCGGAGUGAUACCGAGCUCCAAAUGUGGUGGAAGGAACUGGUGGAGGUCGGCCAUGGGGAUAAGAGAGACGAGCCUUGGUGGCCCAAGAUGGAAAAUCGAGAAGAGCUCAUUGAAUCGUGCACGACGAUGAUAUGGAUUGCGUCGGCGCUCCAUGCGGCCACGAAUUUUGGGCAGUACACUUACUCCGGCUACAUGCCCAAUCGCCCCACCAACAGCCGGCGAUUCAUGCCGGUGGAAGGAACGGCAGAAUUCGAAGAGCUGAGAGAGAACCCAGAUAGGGCUUUCAUGAGGACGAUCACGGGGAAGCUUCAGACGCUGCUGGUGAUCUCGCUGAUUGAAGUUUUGUCAAUGCAUUCUUCGGACGAGGUUUAUCUAGGUCAGCGGGAUACAGCGGAGUGGACGGUGGAUUUAGAGGCGGCGGCGGCGUUCGAGAGGUUUGGGAAGGCAUUGGCGGAAGUUGAGGAGAGGAUUGUGGAGAGGAACAGAGAGGAGAAGCUGAGGAAUCGGCAUGGACCGGUGAAGAUACCAUACACUCUGUUGUUCCCGUCUAGUGGGGCUGGUAUGACCGGCAAGGGGAUUCCAAAUAGUAUUACUAUUUGAAAAAAAAAAAUGGAUUAAAUUAUUAGAAUUUCUUUACAGAGAUUGCUAUUCGUCGCCCUAAAAUUCCUUAUUCGUCGCCUUAAUUAAGUUAAUUUUACUUUAAUGUACUUAGUUAUUUCUAUGAUGGGGGUUGGGCCUAGCAGAGUCGUGUGGGCUCCAAACCCAGAAUCGUCGUUCUCUGUGAAUUCUUUUUACAGGUGCUUGGCCGAAAGAAGCUUUCAGGGUACAUGUGAUUUCCCUACUGCAGCUGUUUGGAAAGGAGUUGUUCCUCCCAAAGUGUGUGGGUUUCUAUGGCUGGUGUUUCAUAAAAGCAUCCUCACCUUGGACAACCUCAAAAGAAGGGGCUGGAAUUUGGCAAAUAGAUGCGAAUUGUGCUAUUGAAGGGCCUGAUAAUACGUUCUCACAUAACGAUCCCCCUGCUUGAGAUUAGCGAGAUCCAGCUCGACAUCAAAUUUCCUGGAGGCGCUAGCCUUCGAAUACAGAGAAGUAAGAUGUUGCACAUUCCCGAUGCCGUAGAGAACCCCUGCAAGCUCAGCGAGAUACCCGGAUCCAUCGAGCCAAGCAGCCGGGCCAUAAUAGACGCAUUGUUGAGGA